UUUCCCGCGACGAUUCAAAUCGACCGGCCGAAUUGCUUCUGAAGGUUGUCGUCAGAUGAGGCAAGUCGCGGUCCGGUCAAAGGCCAAUUCACGCCGAUCGCACACACCCACACCUCAUACAUCAUACAUCACACGCACACGUAUACACCGUGCCAGUCGCGCUCUUGGAAGGAUGUUCCAGGUUAUUCACGGCUGACGAACGAGAGUGCCCGCGAGGUAACCCGCAAUUUCAUUUCGGCUCAUUAACGCGCGAGACACCGUAAACAUGCCGCCACGGACAGACGCAGUGCCGCAGGAGAAGGUGCUCGAGACACCGUCGAGAGGAGUCAACGCCGUUUUGCUGGGACCACCUGGUAGCGGCAAGGGUACCCAGGCACCGUUGUUUAAAGACAGAUACUGCGUAUGUCACCUGUCUACCGGCGACAUGCUGCGAGCCGAGGUCAGCUCUGGCUCUGCCCUUGGAACACAGAUCAAGAAGGUGAUGGAUGAAGGUAAACUGGUCAGCGAUGACCUGGUGGUCAGCAUGAUCGAGAGCAACCUGGAGAAACCCGAGUGCAAGCGUGGCUUUCUGCUAGACGGCUUCCCAAGGAGUGUCCCUCAAGCAGAAAAGCUUGACGAAAUGCUGAGCAAGAAGAAGAUGAAGCUCGAUGCCGUAGUUGAGUUUGGAAUCGAAGACAAUUUAUUGAUCAAAAGAAUCACUGGCAGAUUGAUACACCCGGCCAGCGGUAGAUCUUAUCACGAAGAGUUUGCACCUCCUAAGGUUGCGAUGAAAGAUGAUAUCACUGGGGAGGCUUUGAUCAAGAGAUCCGACGACAACGCGGAAGCUCUGAAGAAACGACUGGCGACGUAUCACACGCAGACCCAACCACUGGUCGACUAUUACGCCCUGCAGGGGCUUCAUUACUACGUCAAUGCCGCCCAGUCCGCCGAGAAGGUGUUCAAGGACAUCGAUCAGAUCUUCCUAAGAACCACCAAGCAGCAUGAGAAGAAGAGCUUCUUCAGCAGAUUCUUCUAAGAGCGCUACCAGUGAAGGAUUCUUUACGGAGCAUUCUCCUUUAGGAAUUCCAGUCUUAGCUUCUACUUGAAGGCAAACAGUUAGGUAUGGGUUAUCGAGAGCACUGUAAAAACGUUAACAUUGUAAAAACGGUUUAGCUGUCACUUUUACAUGAACUGCUGUAAGCGAUGCAUGUCGUAGUGCAAUGCGCCACAGAAAGAUACGUGGUAGGUAGUAAGAUGCAGCUUUCUAGCGGGAGCUACGACCGAAUCAAGUGCACAGAACCUCCCAUCGCGUCCAGUAAGAGUGUAAAAGAUAUUGUAUAACGUGAAUUGCGCCGGAGUGUUAACGGACACGCUUGUACAUAGCCGCUGAAGGGAGCACCCCGCUUUAUGAUCGCGACAUGAAUUAUAUUUCUCGACUGGUGAUUGGUUUAUACAUUACUGUUGCAAUAUCGUUUAUAAUUUUUUUACGCAUCUCGCGACCUGCUUCUCGUUCACGUUCAUCGACUCAGCUUGAAACGCGCAAAACAACCGUGGGGAGUAGUGCCGCGAGCGUUUAGUACUCGUACAUGCGCACACUUUUCAAUUGUUGAUGUUUUAUAUCAGUUUAGCUGCGAUUUGUAUUCACGUGUCGCAUUCAGCGCUAAAUGCGACUUAAUUCAACUUUUAUUUUCAUAAACGUCGCGUGUAAAGGUGAAAGUAUUGAGGUUACUUUCAUGUAAAUUGUACUUAUUUUAAGUUAAGUAUAAUUUACGUCUCAAAAUAAUAACCUUUAUCACACUUUCACGCUAAGUAUGGAAUUUGACUGUAGAUUUGUAACUGUACAACGCGAAUGUACUUUUCUGAUCGUAUAAAAGGAAACGGUAUCAAAGUCUAACGCAACAUGUAUAAACACACAAAGAGAUAUUGCGAUUGACAUGGUUGUGUCCAUGUAUCUCCUUUUGGAGACAACUUUAUCAAUACGAACAAAGCGCGAUGCAGCUCAGAGCUCUAUUUUACAUAUAAAAGACGAAUAUAUUCUGAUAUGGCUAUGGCACUAUUCCUGUACGCAAACCUCUGAAAUCCCGAAAAAAGGACAUAUUUUCCGAAAGAAGCGAAUGUGACUCUAAACAAGAAUAAAGCAAUUUUAAAAAUCUUUAUUAAAAA
Messenger RNA from Ooceraea biroi (clonal raider ant), 2142 nucleotides. RefSeq names its product Adenylate kinase 2 (gene Ak2). The record is from RefSeq and is a predicted model, not a curated record. Gene Ontology annotation, biological process: ADP biosynthetic process. Gene Ontology annotation, molecular function: ATP binding; AMP kinase activity. Lineage: Eukaryota; Metazoa; Arthropoda; Insecta; Hymenoptera; Formicidae.